CUCCAACUAUAAAAGAACGCAACGUUCCGGACCAUCAGCCAUCCAAAAUCCAAUAUUACUUUUCUUUCGUGCUCUGGCUUUUGCUCGGUUGAGUAAUCACUCUGCGGCCUGAAACUUGAGCAUCUUGCUUUGCAGUGUCCCACUUUGUCUCAUAUAUAUCUUCACCUUCCCAUAUUUAUAUAUCAUGGGUCUCCUCGAUGAGAUGAUGGUCAUCUUCUGGGCCAUGGUUGGUCCGUGGCAAUUCAUGUAUAUGGCACUUUCCUUUCUGCCCCCCACGGUGCGUGACCUGGUAUCCGCAGGCCAGUAUCAAAUUCUUUUCUCCAUCUCCAAAUUCAAGCAUGCCUGGUUCACCAGGUUCUGGAAUUUCUGGGGCCCCAGAAUUCGAGUGGGCAGAGGGCCACUCAUCACAGCGCUGUUCGAAGGCCGUGUGAGUGGUGGGGUCGAAGUCGAGAAGCCCGUCGUGCCUCCUGUCGGGGGCGUCAUUCUCGACAUCGGUCCAGGACCGGGAUUCUGGGUAGACCUCUACGCAAAAGCUAAGGUCCCGGCCAACGAUGAAGGUAACCUCCGUCAUCGCGGUCGCGGUGCAAGUGAAUUGAAGAUCUACGGCGUCGAGCCAAACCCAGAUGCACACCCUAGCUUGAGGAAGCAUGUGCACGAUGCAGGCCUGGACGACAACUAUCAGAUCGUCCCUGUCGGCAUUCAAUCGCUCUCAACUGCUGCCGGUGCUCAAAUCGAGAAGGGCAGUGUCGACUGCAUUGUCUCCCUUCUCUGCCUAUGCAGCAUUCCUGAUCCUGAGGCGAACAUUGCAGAGCUGUAUCAGUUGCUCAAGAAGGGGGGCAGGUGGUAUAUGUUUGAACAUGUACAAGUCACUCGCUCCUGGCCGGGAAGACUCUAUCAGGCUUUCCUCAACCUAUUUUGGCCACAUGUGCUCGGCGGCUGCGAACUGUGCAGGAAUACAGAAAAGACACUUCGGCAGGCAGGCCCAUGGGAUAAGUUUGACGUUCAUGCUCCUGCGGACGAAGUAUGGUGCACUAGCCUUCCCCACAUCAUGGGGACUUUGACUAAGUGAUGUCCAUUCGCUGUCGAAGACUUGGGAUGAAGUUGCAUUAGCAUUGCAUACUCGGCCAAAUACCCUCUUGUUGGCGGGAUCGAAAUAAACGAUUAUAUGUGGUGUGGUUGGUAAAUUGUCUUCUCUUAUUAGUUGUGUUUCCACGGUCUGGAGUUUUCAAAGCAACGAGGUUCAUAUGCAUCACGUAUUCAUAGUCGAUAUAAUAUAGAUAGUAACGCAAUUCAUGGGAGUAGUAAG
Messenger RNA from Aaosphaeria arxii CBS 175.79, 1306 nucleotides. RefSeq names its product methyltransferase. Bases 185 to 1069 code for a protein of 294 amino acids. The transcript is spliced from 2 exons. The record is from RefSeq and is a predicted model, not a curated record. Lineage: Eukaryota; Fungi; Ascomycota; Dothideomycetes; Pleosporales.